AGUUGGUUGAGGAGCUAAGCCCGUCCGCAGCGUCUCAGACCGAGGCGAAGACUGCCCUAAGCUCAAAUUGCUCGCACUGUCACUCCAUUCUUCACCUUUUUUGGCGGGAAACUCUCUCUCUCUCCCUCCCUCUCUCUACGAUCCAAUGUCGAGAUUUGCAGAGAUCACCUCUCUCUUCGCGGCACUAGCAUCCAAUCUCCAAACCCAAGAUCCGACGGCCACAAAUGAAGUCGACCUCUCUAUCUCUGAUCUAAACCGUUCGCUCAACCUGAGUGAAGCCCCCAGGGUUCGCAUUCUGGACACCGCCCUCUCUCUCAUGUGCUUCACUGCUCCACAGGUCUAUGAUUCGGUGAUUGAAUACACAGUAAAAACAAUUGUCACUAUAUUAUCUUCUUCUGUUGAGUGUACGGUGUUGAGAACCAAUGAAGAGCGGGUUUUGAGGGUAGGCGGAUUGGUUUCCAGAAGCGAUUGUGCCAAUGUUAUGGAAAGGUGUGCUGAUAUUUUGGGGAAAUUGGAAGGACGUAAAGAUGAUCUUUGUGCUUUGCUUUUGUAUGCUGUUAUCAGAGUGGCAGCUCUUAAGCCCUGCUUUCCGCGUCCAAUACGAUCAACUUCUAAUCUUGAAGUGAAGUUUAGUGAUUCCAGCACUUCUGCUCUUGCAAACUUAUGUUGCCAUUUGCCGGAUGAAUUCAAAGUGAAGGAUGGAGAAGUACCUUUAAGGUUGUUGUUAUGGCACUUAGAUCCCAUGAUUUUGAAGCAAGACGUAUUGCAAAUUCUGGAAGAAAUCAUUAAAAGGCCGUUUCUUCCACUAAGUAUGGAAUUUUAUGAUAGGACAGAGUGGAGAUCCAAAGUAAUUUGCCUUGUACUUUCCCCAUCAGUGUUUGUUGAGACAAGAGCCUUGUUGCAUGGGUGGUUCUUGAUGACGGGUUUGGCUUCUGUAAUGGAGCUUCAGAUUGAGUUUGUAAGGCAAGUGCUAGAUGUAAUUUCGAGACCAAUGUGGUGGGGCAUAUCCAUGGAAGUUGGGUCAAAGCUCCCAUUUUCUCAUGCAUAUUUUCCCCAGGAGCAUCAUUUAUUGAGAAUUUUGGCUGGACCUAUAUCUCAGGAAUAUUUUCAGAAUUUGAUUGACAAUAUAAGUGCUGCACGUUCUCACACUGGAGUUCAUUCAGUCACAUCUUUUAAGAAAGCUGGAACCAAGAUCAAUAUAGUAGAUCACAAGUCUAUGUGGGCUAUGGUGAUGAACUUCCCCGGUUGGUUCUUUUUUGCAUCUAUGUUGCUCUUUUGUGAUAACAGUCCUGUAGAUAGUUUCCAUUUCGGAUCCAUCCCUGGGUCAAUCAAGCGUUAUCUAAUGCCUGAUGCAGAAGUAUCUUCUUCCACAGCAGCAGCAAAUGUUAUUGCAUGGAUUUUGAACCCCAUCAGCGAAUCUGAUCAAUAUCUCAUCGUUGAUCAUCUAGUUAAAGUUUCAGAAUUAUGGACUCUGAAGUGCUCCAGCUUAAGUGAAUGUAAUGACAUAAAAAGGGUUCACAUGAAGGAAACUAGUAGGCUUAAAUUACAUGAUAAGGAUGGAAUAACUUCCCCUGAGCUGGAUGGUUGGACAGUUUGGCUUUGGCUCAAGGAAUUUAGAGACAUGUACAUUGAGGUUUUUGGAAAAAGCGUUCACCUUAUGACUUCCAAUACAAAAAAAUUCAGCAUUCACCAAAACAUGUUGUUAAGGAGGAUCCCGUUAGGCAUCUUGCUUGUGUAUGCUAAUCACCUGAAUGCAGCAGGAUGUGCCCUGCUUUUGCACUAUGCUGCUACUGGGACUGUCCAGAAGUUUUCAGAUAAACAAAAUUCUGGAUGGAAAUAUGAUCUGCAGGGAAACUCAAUGACAUGGAUUGAACAGUACACGGAAGCUGAGGCUAUUGCAGGAUGUAAAACUGUCUUUGAUAUAACAGAUGUAACUGAAAGGAUUUCUCCUUCUAUGUUUGAAACUGAAGAGGAGGGACUGAAUUUUGUCUGCCAACUGAAAUUGAAGAGUGGUAAUUAUUUCUUGAAGUGUAUCAAAAGAUUACUUCAAGUUAAAUUUGAUGGAGACGGCCUCCAGAUGCAAAGAGAUCUUCUCACUAGAGUAAUCAGGUGGAGACAUCAAGGGAAAGAUGUUUUUCAAAAUAACAAGGAUCUGGAUUAUGUAUGUGAUGCUUUGAAUGUGUAAUAGCUUCCUUGUCUGAGCAGAAAGACACGCUCUGCCUCUUAAAACCUUGCUGUCAUGUAAUGAGUUCUGACUGCUAUAUUUGCAGAAGUGUUUGCAGCCUCGAUAGAUCUGAUCUGUGUGUAUAGAUGUAAGACAGUCCCAUGUAUGAAAUUGUAGAUAAGAAAGUUGCAACUGAGAGAUUGAGUUAUUGUUAAUGUCGAUCUCUUUCUCUAUUUGUAGGGUGGUCUGGCUAUUGUGUGGGGAGUGGGGGAGAUAAUUAUGAUGAUGCAGAUUCUUUAUCUAUGCCUGGGUGAUACUUUAGUUUGUUAAGACUGGGUGCUCAUUUGAGACCUGAUACUUGAUCAUAAUUAC
Molecule: messenger RNA, 2536 nt
Organism: Sesamum indicum (sesame)
Lineage: Eukaryota; Viridiplantae; Streptophyta; Magnoliopsida; Lamiales; Pedaliaceae
Product: acyl-CoA synthetase family protein
Source: RefSeq, a predicted model, not a curated record